Arabidopsis lyrata subsp. lyrata is the source of this 1137-nucleotide messenger RNA. RefSeq lists its product as uncharacterized. The record is from RefSeq and is a predicted model, not a curated record. Bases 328 to 963 code for a protein of 211 amino acids. Lineage: Eukaryota; Viridiplantae; Streptophyta; Magnoliopsida; Brassicales; Brassicaceae. The transcript is spliced from 2 exons.
UUGUAGUUAAUAUAAUAAGCUGGCAAAUAAAAUGUGGGAUAAAAAGAAACACAAAAAUUAGGAAACCUUGGAUAAGUUAAUUUCCUUUUUUUUGUAGGAAGAUAAGUCGUUAAUUCCUUUUCUAAUUGUAUUUCCUUUUUAUGAUAGGUUUCGAUAGUAGAUAAUGCAACCAGCUUCACCUAUAAAUAUGUAUGGUCGAUCACGAGAGCAUAAUACAUUAUUACUCAUAUAGCAAGAACCGGAGGAAGUAAAAAAUUAAACUUUUUCUCUUCUUCUUUUUUUCCCUGCGUCUCUCCUUGGUUCCCAAGCAACAAUAGUUUAGAGAAGAUGAAUGCUGAAGAGAUGCAGAGUAAGAUCACUGGUUAUGAACAGAGGAUCAAUGAUUAUGAACGUAAGAGGGUUCGUUACGAACGGACGAUUGGGCGUCUCCAAGAUGACCUUUUAGAUAGGGAUAACGAGAUUCUAAGAGCAAAAUUCACCGUGGUGCAGGCGUUGCCAGAACUAAACCCUCCAGAUCUUGAUCCAGUUCUUGACCUACAAAGAGUCCCGGGAUACCUAGAUAUACGGAUCUUUGAAAGGGCGUGCCUUGACGCGAGCCUCAGGGAUCCAAGUAGUGAUUCGGAUGAUCAAAAGAGGAAAGACGAAGCAGUCUUCGAUGCUGGUUCUCUGCGCUCUCUAUGGAGAGAAAGAAUCUAUGGGGGUUGGAUGCUUUACAUCGUUCAGGAAGGAAUCGGCGACAUUCAGAUGGAGAGGCCAGAAAUUUUGGACGUUAAAGAAAAAUAUGGUCUGGAGCUCUACAAUACUAUCAAGAAAGCAUGGUUCGAGUACCAAGAACGUCGGAGAACAGGGGUCGUUUUCAAGCCGUGGAACUAUGAUGCUGGAAGGGAGCAAACAUUAACAGAGUUACUUGUUCCACUUGCAGGGACGAUCGAUAAUCUGAGAGAAUUAAACCCGCCGCAAUGAAGGACAAUAAUAAUAUUAAAGUGAUUCUCUUUCGAGAGACUACGUUUUUUAGCCCUAUAUUAAUUAUCAGUGUUACUUUCUAAUGCUUCCUUAGAAUAUAGAAUAAUAUUUAUUUGCUGUCAAGGCUCAUGUUUUAUUUUGGACUGCAAUAUUUUGUUUAAUUUGAUUGAUUCU